CUGCCCUGCACUUCCCUGUUCCUGCUCCUCCCAGCUCAAAGAUGGCAGCCAUGGGACAGAGAUGAGCGACGAAAUGAAUUUAAGAGUUUUGUCAUGAAACCACAUGGGGGUGUACAGCUGUUACACGUAUGGUUUUAAUAUGACAGCGAUAUAGUUAGUCACAGUCAACGUGUCGUCUUACGAAGACAAUUAAAGGAUUCAGAAUAUCAUGUUUUCCUGUGGGCUAAGCUAGCAAGCAACGGUUAGCAAUUACAUGAACUUGUCUCUUGUGCCAUACAAGAAGAAAACAGCUGCUCUGAAUACGGUCUACUGACAUCUUGCAAGAUUUGUUUUUUUAAAAGGCAGCCAGCAAUAUCCCCCCCACACUACGUCGCACACGUGACAGAAGUGCAGACGUUCCUGGUUUGGUUGCCGAUGAAAGGAUUCACUCAGUUUCACCAUGGCCAUCACUCAGUUCCGUCUUUUCAAGAUCUGCACGUGUCUAGCCAGCUUACUUUCUUUCUUUAAAAGGUUGAUAUGCAGGAGUGGAAGGGGCCGCAAGCUCAGUGGGGAUCAAAUAACUCUUCCGACAACGGUGGAUUUUUCAUCAUCGGUACCAAAACAGCCAGAGAUUGAAGAGUGGAGCUCUUGGGAUGAAGAUGCUCCUACGAGCAUUAAGAUCGAGGGUGGCAACGGAAACCUUUCCCCUUCACCCAACGAGAUGGACGAAGAGCCCGACUACUUCAAAGACAUGACUCCCACCAUCAGGAAAACCCAGAAGAUAGUGCUGAAGAAAAGGGAGCCGUUGAACUACCUGGUGCCUGAUGGCUCCGCAGGUUUCUCCAGCAGACUGGCAGCUUCUCAGGAUAUGAUGACCUUCAAUCCCCCCUCAGCUGAACUGGGAGAAAUGGACAACUGGCAGGAGGACACAAAUGCCUGGGAGGACGAGUCUGAUGCUACCUGGGAGGCAGAGGAGGUGCUCAGACAAACGAAGAUGGCUGAGCGAGAAAAGCGCUCCAUGGAGCAGCAAAGGAAGAAGAUGGAGAAAGAUGCUCAGAGGAUGAUGAAGAAGGAGCAGAAGAUUGCCGUCAAGCUCUCGUAACAUUUUAGAAAUGCUCAAUUUUGAGCCAAAGGGAUAAGGGGCGGGGGGGCAACGACACUGAAUCAAUCGUCACUCUGUCUUUGAAGUCAUCAAACCGGCCAGGAUUACCGCCCUACGCAACUUAUCUGUUAGCAAACUGUGCUCCUUCUCCUCCCUGUGUCCACCAGCAGCCAUUUUAGUCCGUUUUUCUGCUGCAGCAGUGUAAAGUGCAUCGUUCCUGAGGGGAGAGAACACGCUGUUCAUGUGACAAACGUCAUUGUGGUCUUCAAGAUUAUGAUCCAGGUCGUCUUAGGUUGAGGGUUAGUUACAGCAUUUAGACUCUGAUUAAAUCUGUCACCGUGGAAAUAUGUUCAUCUUGUUUUUUUUCAGGAACAUGCGUAAAUAAAUACUUGUACUACCUUUUGGUACUCAAAUAGGGAGUACAGUUCACUUUCUUUGUCUUAUUCAUAAGGACAAAGGGGUGUAAUUAAUUUUAAGCUUCACUGUAUACCAGUGACAUCCCUUGUUUGCUUGAUUAUUGUGAAUUAUAAUUAUGUCUCUCAUUGUUGUUGUUUUUUCUAAUGGCUGUUGCUUGAUAUUUCCCAUCAUCCCCCUGUGCUGUGCAGCCCUUAGUACACUGGAAAUCUGCGUCUAAAUGAAAGCUGAAGAUUUUCAAUAAUAGUAUGGAUAAAGGACCAUAGAAGCUAGCCCAACUAGAAAUGUUAGCUGGGGGUUCCUAUGGUAAUCUCAUGGCUACUGAGCUGCCACUCAUUAUUCUCCUUUGUCAGUUUUUUGAUAUUGAAAGGAAGAAAAAAAAAAAAAAAACAGUGAACACUGCUUUGAUUUUUUUUCUUCUGAAACCUGGACCUCCGUCACAGUGUAAUCUCAGACUGGUUAUCUUGACCUAUAAGAAGAUGAAAAAUGGAAGUCUUGCUUACCUUCUCAUCUGAAAAUGUAUGGCUUAAGUUAAAGGUUAUGACUGACUGUGCUGUCCUGCAUCAUAAUGAAAUUACUAUUCAGUGUUGGGAAAGAUCCGUACCAGUGCCAACGGGCAAGCUGUUGUCAUGGAAACAUUGGAAAGUGAAAAUAGGCCUAAUACAUGAUUUGGGUGGAGGUGAGGGGUGCAGUUCUAUACUGAAUGCUCCAAUUGGAAACGCUUUGCAAGCUAUUUGAUGCUUCCAAAGAAAUCCUGGGUUGAUGUCGGAGACCCUGGUUCUGCUAAAAUGGUUUUAGAGAUUCAUUGAAGGGACUUCAUCUGUAUAGAUUUGUUUUCUUUGGCAUUUUAGUUUUCCAUUAAGAAAAGCUGCAUGUUCAGUUGAUUCAUUUCAUUUUGCACAUUUGAGUUCUUCCAAAAAUGUCUCUCACUCAUGUAUCUCUAUGUGUAGGACUUCCUGUUAGGAGAAAUGUCAUGGUUGAGCACAACGGAGGACCACAAGCUCGAUCAGUCCAGAACGUUUGGCAGACUGUAUCCCUGCUGUAUCAGUUCUACACAGGUUUUUAAUAAAUGAAUUUGAUUCAUACCUCUAAA
Messenger RNA from Etheostoma cragini (Arkansas darter), 2588 nucleotides. RefSeq names its product estrogen receptor binding site associated antigen 9 (gene ebag9). Gene Ontology annotation, cellular component: secretory granule. NCBI's taxonomy places the organism in Eukaryota, Metazoa, Chordata, Actinopteri, Perciformes, Percidae. The record is from RefSeq and is a predicted model, not a curated record. The transcript is spliced from 8 exons. The coding region runs from base 440 to 1081 and encodes 213 amino acids.